CAAGCCGCCAAUCACAGGCGGCGAUGCGCGCACGCUGCGUCCUGACGCAGGGAAGAUGGCGGCGCCCUGCGGGUUUCCGCUAGCCCAGCUGCUGUAGUCGUCCCGGCUUCUCCACCAUGUUCUCGCUCCGAGGCUGCGGCCGCUGGGCCGUGGUGUCGCUCUGCAGGCGCCUUCCUUCGGCCCGCUCUCGCGGGGACAGCACGGCGCCGUGGAGCCCACGCUUCGACGUGGUAGUUAUCGGCGGAGGCCACGCGGGGACCGAGGCGGCGGCGGCAGCCGCUCGCUGCGGCUCGCGGACCGUGCUGCUCACACACCGUGUGGACACGAUCGGUCAGAUGUCCUGCAAUCCUUCUUUUGGUGGCAUCGGAAAGGGGCAUUUAAUGAGGGAAGUGGAUGCCUUGGAUGGCCUGUGUUCUCGAAUCUGUGACCAGUCUGGUAUACAUUACAAAGUAUUAAACCGUCGUAAGGGCCCAGCUGUGUGGGGACUGAGAGCGCAGAUUGAUAGGAACCUAUAUAAACAGCACAUGCAGAAGGAGAUCCUGAAUACACCACUGCUCACUGUUCAGGAGGGAGCUGUAGAAGAUCUUGUUCUUACAGAACCAGAGCCUGGACACUCUGGGAAGUGCCGUGUCAGUGGUGUUGUUUUGGCGGAUGGAAGUACAAUUUAUGCAGAGAGUGUGAUUCUGACAACUGGGACAUUUCUGAGAGGCAUGAUGGUAAUUGGAUUGGAGAUGCAUCCUGCAGGGCGUUUGGGUGAUCAGCCUUCUAUAGGGUUGGCCCAGACACUAGAAAAGUUGGGGUUUGUAGUAGGAAGGUUGAAGACUGGGACUCCACCACGAAUUGCCAAAGAAUCCAUUAAUUUCGACAUUCUGAACAAACACACUCCAGAUAAUCCAUCCGUACCAUUCAGCUUUCUCAAUGAAACAGUGUGGAUCAAGCCAGAAGAUCAGCUGCCUUGUUACUUGACUUACACCAACCCCAAAGUGGAUGAGAUUGUCCUUGAGAACCUUCACCUAAAUAGUCAUGUUAAAGAAACCACAAGAGGGCCCCGAUACUGUCCCUCCAUUGAAUCAAAGGUUUUACGUUUUCCAAAACGUUUGCAUCAAGUUUGGUUGGAACCUGAAGGAAUGGAUUCUGACCUUAUCUACCCUCAAGGAUUAUCUGUGACACUACCAGCCGAGUUACAGGAGAAAAUGAUAGCAUGCAUCAGAGGCUUGGAGAAAGCUAAAAUGGUCCAUCCAGGCUAUGGUGUUCAGUAUGACUAUUUAGAUCCCCGUCAAAUCACGCCUUCCCUCGAGACGCAUUUGGUUCAACGGCUCUUCUUUGCGGGGCAGAUAAAUGGUACCACUGGCUAUGAGGAAGCUGCAGCUCAAGGUGUGAUAGCUGGAAUAAAUGCCAGUCUUCGGGUCAGUUGCAAGCCACCCUUUGUUGUAAGUCGAACCGAAGGCUACAUAGGAGUCUUGAUUGAUGACCUCACCACGUUGGGUACCAGUGAACCAUACCGAAUGUUUACCAGCAGAGUAGAGUUCCGUUUGUCCCUGCGCCCUGAUAAUGCUGAUGUCCGGCUCACAUUCAGAGGUUAUAAGGAAACUGGCUGUGUGUCCCAACAACGAUAUGAAAGAGCUUCUUGGAUGAAGACUUACUUAGAAGAAGGCAUUUCUGUAUUGAAAUCCAUUAAAUUUUCAAGCUCCAAGUGGAAAAAGUUAAUUCCACAGGCUUCUAUAAGUAUUAAUAAAAGCCUUCCUGUCAGUGCUCUAGAUGUUUUGAAGCAUGAGGAAGUUGACAUGGAGUUACUAGCCAAUGCAGUUCCAGAGCCCUUGAAGAAGUAUACUACAUCUAGAGAGCUGGCUAGAAGACUGAAAAUAGAAGCCACUUAUGAAUCAGUAUUGUUGUAUCAGCUACAAGAAAUAAAGGAAGUUCAACGAGAUGAAGCUUUCCAACUGCCAAAAGACCUAGAUUAUUUAACUGUCAAGGAUGUGUCAUUGUCCCAAGAAGUUCGAGAGAAACUACAGUUCAGUCGCCCACAGACGAUUGGGGCUGCUAGUCGUAUUCCUGGAAUGACACCUGCUGCCAUCAUCAAUCUGCUUAGAUUUGUGAAGAACACUCAGCAAAGACAGACAGCAAGGAAGGAACCCCACGCUAAUCAGUACUUAUGUGAUACGGAGAAACUUCAAGACAGAGAAUUAUAGCUUUCAUUUCAUAGACGAAUUUAGGACAAGUGCAUGGAGAACAUAAGUAGAAGAUAUGAGCAAUUUUGACACCUGUGCAAAUAGAAUCACUAGGUUAUUACGGGUUUGUCCUUAAUUUGUAAGGCAGACACAGAUCACAGUUGCACUUUUUUAUGUAUCUGAGAAAAGCGGUUGCAAACAGUUUCAGCUCUCUCAGGGGCUCUAAAACAGUGAGUCUAUGUAGCAUUCAUCAGAGAGAGAUGAUAGUGAAGCCAAAACAAAACCUGAAAUUGAACAUGGUGGCACACAGCUGUAAGCAGCACUCACAAGGCUAAAGCAGGAGUAAAGUUAAGACUAACCUGGGCUACAUAAUGAGACCCAAUCUCAAACAAAAAAAGACAGCCCUUUAGAAGAGCCUCUGCCGUGCAGCCUGCCCACUUCUGAAUUACUCAGAAGAGUUGUUUUUUCUUUCCCUUCUUUCUCUCUUAGAUGCUGGCCAAAGCAUGAGCCUGCCUUCCCUGGCACUCUGGGCUUCCUCAGUCUCUGAAGCUUCCCUGCCCCUUUGUCACUCCACACACAACCAAUCCCAAAAUAGCAUCACGAAACCCUUUCACAAAGAAGAUAGAAAUCUCUUAUAUGGGGUCAACCCCAUUCCUGAGGAACAUGCCUUUUACCAGUUACAAGGAGGGUCUGAUGAAGCUGGAGGUCAACAGUGUGAAGGCAAUUGAGUGCAUGUGCUGAAACCACUAGGGCUAAGCCCAAGAUGCACUGGGAAGAUGCACAGGCUGGAAGUGUGCAUGCUGAGGCUGUCAAGGCCCUUGUAUAAAGCCCAAGGCAUCCUAAGAAGCCAAAGGGUUCCAACUACAAGCUCUAUUGACUUAACAUUCAUCACCCACCCAAGCUUGGGAAACGGGUUUGUCUGCAUGGCCAAGGGUCUUAGACUGCCAAUCAAAAGCCAAGGCUCAAACCAAGACCUAGGUUACAGGACCCUCUCCAGCUCUGGUUCCCAAAGAUGCCCAGGUUCUUGUGAAGGCCUGUGGUAAAGGCCUCUCUGUCUGCCAUUGUGAAGACAGUUGGACUCAUAUGACAGCCCACCCCCCAUACUGUUUGCAGGUGGGUGGUGUCAGUUUGUAGAUUUUCUACUCUAGGGACCCAAGGGCCCAUGAGUAAAAUGUAAUUUGGUACCUUUUACCUAUGAAAUACACCAAAUUACAGGCUUAUACAGUUGGAUCGUGUCUCAAAAAGAAAAGAUGAAUGUAAAAAUGAGGGGAAAUUUGGAUAGUUUUCUGAUCUCUUUGGAUACCUGAGGGUAGAAUGACCACAACGUUUAAUUUUUUGAUUUAACGUGUAUUGUCUUAAUGUCUCUUACAAACCUUAAUGUCUCUUAAACCCUUAUUCAUAGGCCUUUCAGAGAUUUCCAGGUUACUGUAGGUUAGAAAGCAGUAAUAAUGUCUUUAAAUUGGAUGAAAAAUUAUGACUGUACAAUAUCAUGUAGACUCAUCCAGCUAGCUACUUUUUAAAAUCUUUUUUGAACAGUUUCUCCAGCUGGUGUAGUGGUAUACAUGUAAACCUAACUCUUGGAAAGUAGGAACAAGAAGAUCAGGUGUUCAAAGGCAUCUUCAGUUCAAGGCCAGCUUGGGCUACACGAGAUCACGCUGUCUCAAAAAACGAACAGAGUAUCUGUAUAGCUUAUUCAAUAGUUUCUAACUUUGAAAUGCAAUCAAAAGUCAACUUUGAACAUUUAAAUCUUAAAUUCAGUACUUCAGGAAAUGUCAGUAGUAAUUAGUUUUGAACAUUAAUGAAAGUCCUGUAACACAGAAACAUCAGAAAUCAACAUUGUUUCCUGUCAUCCACAAUGUAGAAACUUGUUUUGUAAUCUGGUUACAGAUAGUCAUUUUUUAUUGUAAAGACCUCUUCUGAUGCAACUCUUCUGACCAUGAUUUAACAAUGAAGGCUAUUCCAUAGUAACUGAUGAAUAGCAUUUGCCUGCUUCUCAGUCAAGUGACAGAAAACCCAGAGAAGUGCUGGUGGUGCCCUUCUUUUCUGGUACCUGGAUUGUUUGUGGUCACAAGGGCUAGACUGGGGUGACCAGUAGGCCCUUCGGCUAACCCUUAAAGACAGCCUUGGCUGGGCAUGGUGACGCAUGCCUGUACUCCUAACUCAGGAGGGAGAGGCAGGAAGAUCUUGGAGAUCUACAUCAUGAGUUCCAGGUUAAAUGGACCAGAUGUCUCUGUUUGUCCCUUGCAUGCUAACCAAGCUUGUGUAGCCCAGGAAGAAGAUUCUCUAUCCACUUAGGCUAAAGAGAGUACUUAGUGUUCCAACAGCUCCAAGUCACUUUGGCUAUUGAUUUAUUUGGUAAGCCCUAUUAUGGAUGAGUCAACCAAGUAUUUUGUUAUUUCACCUGUCCAUUUGGAUGUAGUUCAGUUUUCAUAAUUCUGUUUAAUUUUAAUCUCUCCAGAUCAGGUCAGUAUCUUUUUGAUAUUUUAUUUUAAAGGGUAGCGUGGUGUGUGUAAAGAAAGAAUGCAUAGCCAAACAAGGCGGUGUAACCAAGCACUCAGGAAGCUGAGCUAUCACUGCAUGUUUCAGUGAGACAGUCUUUUUUUAAAAAAAAAAAAAAAGUGGGGGUGCACACUUGUAACCCGAAGACCUGAAAGGCAGAGGCAGGAGUAUUGCCUCAAGUUGGAGGCCAGCAUGUGAUACAUACCAAAACCCUGUCUCAGAAAAAAGAACAAAUCCAGGCAAGCCUGUAAUACAAGGACUAGGGAAGCAGGGCAGGAGGAUCCCACAAGUUCAAGGCUAUCAUGGUCUACCUAUCAAGUUCCACACAAACCAAAGACACACAGCAAGACCUUGUCUCAAAAAUAAAACAGCUACUCGA
This is a messenger RNA of Nannospalax galili (Upper Galilee mountains blind mole rat), 5046 nucleotides long. It is a transcript of the gene Mto1, whose product is annotated as mitochondrial tRNA translation optimization 1. Lineage: Eukaryota; Metazoa; Chordata; Mammalia; Rodentia; Spalacidae. Gene Ontology annotation, molecular function: flavin adenine dinucleotide binding. The transcript is spliced from 12 exons. The record is from RefSeq and is a predicted model, not a curated record. Gene Ontology annotation, cellular component: cytosol. Gene Ontology annotation, biological process: tRNA wobble uridine modification; tRNA methylation. The coding region runs from base 117 to 2189 and encodes 690 amino acids.